CAAGCUGGAAUGUGACCAAUCAUUCAGCCGCAGACAUCAUUUGUAUCGAACACGAGCUCCAAUCAAUCAGCCUGCAAAUGGAACCAGCGCAUAUAUAAGCAUCAGCCUUACAACCAUGAAGUCCAGAAUCUGGUUUUCUCUUUUCACCGCCGCUUUUUCUAUUACCAACCCUCACGUAACCACAACAUUCCAACAUGUCCAGCGAAAAUGAGACCCUCUCAGAAGGGCAAUAUCACCGAGGCGGGGCAGACGACCUGCGCUCCCCAUGUCCCAUCCUCAACUCCCUCGCAAACCACGGCUACAUCGCUCGCGACGGCCGUAACAUCACCGGGAGCGACCUAAAGGCAGCGCUAGAACACAUCGGGCUCGGCUUCGACACCGCAGGAGGCCUCGUGAAGAUCGCCUUCCAAGACCAUGUCGACCCACCCGAAGGCAGCCCACGUACGACCGCCAACUUCGGCCUACGCGACGCCGGCCAAGUCAACGAAGACGGGGAGCCCGUGCUCAACCUCGAUCAACUCGGCCGUCCACAUGCCAUCGAGCACGACGUGUCCGUUACGCGACAAGACCGCGCGUCGGGCGACUACAUCCAUCUCCACCCUGAUCUAUAUCAACAACUUCUCGCCUCUUCGGGGAAUGGAACGUCAUUCUCCAUCUCGGAUAUUGGGAACCUUCGCAAGAAACGGUUCGAGCAGUCCAAGAAGGAUAACCCGGAGCUUGAUUUGGAUAAGAGGAUGCAUUACAUCGCUUGCGCGGAGGUCGGGGGUAUCAUGGGUGUAUUUGGGAAGGGGCUUUACCAUGUUCCGAAGGAGUAUAUCCAGGCGAUCUUUGGUGAGGAGCGUUUGCCGUUUGACGAGGGAUGGCGGCCGCGUUGGACGAAGUUGUAUCUGCCGGAGGCUGGGGCGGUGACUUUGGCUAUUUCGCAUUAUGCAUGGCCGUUUUAGAGGGGUUUGUCCUCCUUGAAUGGUGUAACUGGGUGGGUUUUUGACAUUGGUGUUGAGUUUUUCAUCUUUUGUAUGACUAGAUACUAUGAGACUGUAGUAUCUUUUGAUCUGGGGUAGUCAUCUUUGAUUCUUAAUCUGUGGCGCGCUGGAGCAACAGUUAGAUCGAUCGAGAAAUUCCUGAUCAAAGAUGGGCGACAUGGUGUAUAGAUAUGGUUACUGCAGGGAAUUAUUAUCGUAUACUAAGUAUAUACUC
Molecule: messenger RNA, 1197 nt
Organism: Aspergillus pseudotamarii
Lineage: Eukaryota; Fungi; Ascomycota; Eurotiomycetes; Eurotiales; Aspergillaceae
Product: putative peroxidase
Exons: 1
Coding region: 195-944 (249 amino acids)
Molecular function (GO): peroxidase activity
Source: RefSeq, a predicted model, not a curated record